AUGGACGCCGAAAAUGUGACGGGGCAAGUCAGCACGUUAAAGAUUGUGCUCGGGUUGAAGACGUUCAAAGGCCUGCACCCGGGCCUCACAUUCGCCAUCCCGUUCGCCGUGUUCACCGUGCUGCUGGCCAUGCUGAUGACGACCGUGUACUACGUGGAACGGCCCGUCUCUUCCCCGCCAUCGGCCAAGGAUAUGGAGCUGGCGAACAAGCAGUCGAAGAAGAAGAAGGGCAAAAAAGGCAAGGGCCAGGAUGCGGCCGUCGUCGAUAAUUUCGAAUUCGCGCCGGCGGAGAAGGUGCAGGAGGGCACGCUGCGGUUGGACGAGAAGCCGGCCGAGGGCGGGGCAGCAGAGGGAGAAGCACAAUCCGAAGCAAAGGACGCCAAG
This is a messenger RNA of Mesorhabditis spiculigera, 384 nucleotides long. NCBI's taxonomy places the organism in Eukaryota, Metazoa, Nematoda, Chromadorea, Rhabditida, Rhabditidae. The record is from the annotation of a GenBank genome assembly.